This is a messenger RNA of Melanotaenia boesemani (Boeseman's rainbowfish), 4092 nucleotides long. RefSeq names its product amyloid beta (A4) precursor protein-binding, family A, member 2b (gene apba2b). Bases 256 to 2928 code for a protein of 890 amino acids. The transcript is spliced from 17 exons. Gene Ontology annotation, cellular component: plasma membrane; dendritic spine; cytoplasm. Gene Ontology annotation, biological process: chemical synaptic transmission. The record is from RefSeq and is a predicted model, not a curated record. Lineage: Eukaryota; Metazoa; Chordata; Actinopteri; Atheriniformes; Melanotaeniidae. Gene Ontology annotation, molecular function: amyloid-beta binding; protein binding.
CUCGUUCCGGGGCGCCGUCGCUGUGCUCCGUACGCUGGCUCCUGGUGAAACAGUGAUGCACCAGCAGCAGCCAGAUCCAUCCCUCACUAAUCUGAAAAAGAGGUGACUUAUCAACAUAUGACAUUCUCCAGGAGGAUAUAAUGAGAUGAGACAGAGGAUGCCGAACUGACUGUGUUAUCAGGAGGUCUCCAUUUGGAACUAUCAGUAGAGCUUCUGUGUCUCCUUAGAGAUAUCAGUUAAGAGCACUAACAAUGCAUGGCUUGUAAGCCGUCAAUCAUGGCUCAAAGGAAGAGGCCAGGGACCACUGGGGGGAACUGUUUGCCUGCUCCAGGCCCUGCCUCCUGUCCCACCCCUCAUCCUGCUAAGUCAUGUGAUCCGAAAGCUGUCCCAGCACGGCAACGCCCACUGCGCUACCACAAAGAGCCACAUGAUCCAGUACCCCACUCUCAUCCCUGUAAGGCACAAUAUUCUUCUCACAAGUCUCAAGAAGUGGGUCACAGUCACCUGGAAGAAGAUGUAGAUGCAGACUUGAAUGUGAAGCGGUACACCAACCAAGAUGUUGAUUCAGAGCAUGAGAGUCAACGACCACCAACACCAUCCACACCUGAACAUAACCAUGACCAUGACCAGGCAGAUUUCCACGGUGGAGAUGACAGCCUGGAUGAUGACUCCAGCUCUGACUAUAUCAACAACACCUCAGAUGACGAUGAAGACUAUGAUGAUGGACUAGCAGAGGAAGAUGAGGGUGUGACUUACUACAUCCGCUACUGCCCAGAAGACGACAGCUACCUGGAGGGUAUGGAUUGCAGUAACCAGGGGGAUUGCAACCACAGCCUCAAGCACAGCCAGGGAGAGUGUGCUGCAGGCACCAUGCAGUCAGGCGGAUCCCAUACUGAUGAAUGCCAAGAGGCUGUAGAAGGGUGGGCUGAGGAGGGGGAGCCAGAGGGGGAGAUGAGAGAGGAGGAAUGGGUGGAAGAUGAAGAGGGAGAAGAGGGGGAGGUCCGCUGUGAGGUGGUAGAGCAAGAUCCUGAUGAACAGAUAUACAAUGGACGACCAGAGCCCAUCCUCGACCAUCACCACCACCAUCACCACCACCAUCAGCCUGCCAUGCAAGACACCUUGCACAUCAGACAGGGUGACAGAGAGGAGGUGGAAGAGUGUGAGGACUACUGCCCCAAUGAGGAGGAAGAUGAGGAAGGUGAUGAGGAGGAGAGACAUGGAAGGGCUUACACUGGAGACUACUAUGCCCCUGAAGACAAUGGGAAUUCAGUCCGAGUCUCUCCUUACCACAGCCGUAAAGUAUUAGUGGUGGAAGGGGAGACGGGGGAGGAGGCUGAGGAGGACAUUGACCAAAUCGUUGCUGAGAUCAAGAUGAGCAUGAGCAUGGGGAGUCUAAGUAGUGGCACCGACCAAAGCCCAGAAGAGCUGGCACAGGACCCCUCACCAAGUGACUACCCUCACUCUAAGCCUGAGGCUGCCUCCUACCCACCACCUCCCCACCGUCACGACAGCAGGCCUAAGUCCUUGAACCUCCCCUCCAUGCACCACAACAAUCCAGACCUCCAGAGAGGUGUCAAGGCACAUCCAUGCUCCCCUGAAGACAGACAGAGAUGGCCACAAGAACAGGUGAGCAAUGGUGCAGAGCAACCCAGGAAACAGCAGCGGUCCGACCUCAACGUUCCCCUGGAGAACAACAACGUACCAGAGCCAACAAAGAAGGUUGCAUCGUUUCCCAGCUUUGUUGAUGUCCCAGGACCCUGCGAGCCAGAAGACCUGAUUGAUGGCAUUAUCUUUGCUGCUAACUACCUGGGCUCCACCCAGCUGCUGUCUGAGAGGAAUCCAUCCAAGAACAUACGCAUGAUGCAGGCCCAAGAGGCCGUCAGCAGGGUCAAGAGGGUACAGAAAGCUGCCAAAAUCAAGAAAAAGGCGAGUGCCGAUGGAGAUGCUCAGACUCUCACCGAGGUCGAUCUGUUCAUCUCCACCCAGAGGAUCAAAGUCCUCAAUGCAGACUCACAAGAAACAAUGAUGGACAAUGCUCUGCGCACCAUCUCCUACAUCGCUGACAUUGGGAACAUCGUGGUCCUGAUGGCCAGACGCCGAAUGCCUCGAACAGCCUCACAGGACUGUAUCGAAACUACACCUGGUGCACCUGAGGCAAAGAAGCAGUACAAGAUGAUAUGCCAUGUCUUUGAAUCUGAGGAUGCCCAACUCAUUGCUCAGUCCAUUGGACAGGCAUUCAGUGUGGCCUACCAGGAGUUCCUGAGAGCCAAUGGCAUCAAUCCCGAGGACUUGAGUCAGAAGGAGUACAGCGAUAUCAUCAACACACAGGAAAUGUACAAUGAUGACCUCAUUCACUUCUCCAACUCUGAAAAUUGUAAAGAGCUGCAGCUGGAGAAGAGUAAAGGGGAGAUCUUGGGUGUGGUGAUCGUAGAAUCUGGCUGGGGCUCCAUCCUGCCCACAGUUAUCUUAGCCAACAUGAUGAACGGCGGGCCGGCAGCUCGCUCUGGCAAGCUCAGUAUCGGAGACCAGAUCAUGUCCAUCAACAACACCAGCCUAGUGGGGCUGCCGCUCGCCACCUGUCAGGGAAUCAUUAAGGGCUUAAAGAACCAGGUUCAGGUGAAAAUGAACAUUGUUAGCUGCCCUCCUGUAACCACAGUCCUCAUCAAGAGACCAGACCUGAAGUAUCAGCUGGGCUUCAGUGUCCAGAAUGGCAUCAUAUGCAGUCUGAUGCGAGGAGGCAUUGCUGAGCGAGGUGGGGUCCGCGUGGGUCACAGGAUUAUUGAGAUCAACGGGCAGAGUGUGGUGGCCACAGCACAUGAGAAGAUUGUUCAGGCCCUGUCCAAUUCUGUUGGCGAGAUCCACAUGAAGACCAUGCCAGCAGCCAUGUACAGGCUUCUUACAGGACAGGAGACGCCGAUGUACAUAUAAGCAGCAACCAUUUCAUUUGUCUAUUUUAAUUUCUUUGGGCUGACCACUUCAAUUCUUCAUCAUCUCUUCCUUGUCUGUGCUUAACAUGCAGCAGCCAUAUUCAUGUCAGGAGAUGCUUAAUCCAUCUAAACAAGCUGAAGAGGCAGCGUGUGUGUAAAAACCGUUAAUUUAAUUUUUCUGUCUGUUUUUUUUUUUUUGUUUUUUUUUUUUGGUCAAAUCAGUGUGGACAGUUAUCGAGUGAAUGUGUCACAUUUUUUUUUUAUUCAUGUAAUGCAAUAUAAUAUCCCUGCUAUACUUUUUAUAUAGUUUCAUUUUCCUCUUACUUAAUUUAUUCCCAUGUAAAUACAUAUUUUGCUAAUAUUGCGACUGAAGGCAGUGGGGAGGGUGGAGCCACAGCUGCAUUGUAAAUAUUUACUGAAUCCUGCUGUUGAGUUGAAAGCAGACCACGAUGAUGGCAAAGGCACAAUUACAUGCCAGAUUUCACCGUGGCUGCCCGCAAAAAGAGGGAUGCGUUCGUGUUUGAAUAUGUACUGUACAUGUGAAUCAAACCAAUGCUUGCAGCAGGGGUUUAUGGGAGAAACGCCAUAUCCUGUUUUGAUUUACGGCAUUUUAAGGCAAUACACAAGUUCAGCCUCUGAACAACAAGUCUUUUCUAAAUAUCAUGUAUAAAACACACAUUUAGAUAAGAAGCAACAAUUAACAUGCAUUAAUUAUGCUUUUGAUAUCAAGUCAUAUGUAUGAAGAAUGACGUUUCUUUCGUCUGCCACUCUCCUGGUUGGUCAUCUUUGUUGUUCUGACUGAAUCUCAUGCAUACGAGUGGACUGUGAAUGUAACUGUGUUGUGCAAGCUGUCUCAUUGCCAUAAGCAGUAUUAGAAUGUCUGUACAUAAAAGGAAACUCGUCUAGUAUUGUGCUCAUGUUAAAGAAAAAACAAACAACAGGUUUAGUCACUGCAACAAUCCGCCUAACUGUACAUUGGCCAUUGGGCUUGAGAAGGACAGAGAGCUGUGAAUCACACACUGUGACAGAAACAAAGCCUUACCAUGGAGUAAUGGUCUAACUGCAUUGUGUUAAAUUUUAACCGUACAAACUUUGUCUGUGUGCAUGCCUCGUAAAGUAGUAUCAUGUCAUUGUGGCAAGAUAAUAAAACCUGGGCUGAACCUGG